AGCAGAUGACAUUGCCAAACUAACAUCAUUUCUAAAUUAAAAUGUGACGGCAAAUUGUUGCCGAGAAACCUUCGGAAUAUUAAUACAAUGACAUCUGCAUUUCAGGAUUGCUUUCAAUGGAUGUCAGUUACAGAAGAGACGUUGUUUUUGCAUGACGGAUUGAUCAGAGUCACUGAUUUGGUAGAACUUCCUCGGGAUGUCAACAACACUCAGGGAGGCGACAACGAAGUCAUAACCUUUGAUUUGAAAAGCCCAAAAGAGCUAAGUGAUAGGCUUCUUGCUGUAUGUGGUACCCAAAACAAUGCAUAUGCUCGAUUGUUAGAAUACAGGUUAAAUGCUUUAAGGGGAUACUGGUGUGCACAGAGACAGUUUGUAGGUGCAGAACAGCAAGAUUCAGAUUCCUCAUCAAGUGAAGAAACUUUAAAUAUAUUGAAGAAGCAAGGACUUUUAAAAGAACCAGAGCAAGCAUCAUUUUCAACACGUAUCAGUGUCCUUUUAGUCUUGCCAUUACUUCAGUCUCAAAGUCGAAUUGAUCCAAAAUUAUGUGGUGUUACAGCACAGUUACUCUUGGACUGUCUGCGAGAUUGUCCACCAAUAAGUCUAGCAAAAGAACCAGGGGAUUGUCUUCGUGGUUUAGAAAACCUCUUAUGCAGCUGGCUUUUAGAAGAAAAGGACAAAGAUACACCAGUUUUAGUUACAGAUAUUCAGCAACGAACAAGUGCAGCUGCAGCCCUAGUGGCUCUUGCAAGUGCAAGAGGCCAUUUGAAAACAUUUAUACAUACAAUCCAUUUACUACAAAGUUUGUCAGACCUACAAUCCCUACCUGUAUCAGAUAUUUUGGUCAAACUACUGGAAACAGAGGGAGGACAGGGUCCUCCACCAGGAUUGUCAGGGAAUAAACAUGUACUAUGUUGGGCAUUAGAGGACAUGUUAGCUAGUCCUGAGAAAGAGCCUAAAGAGAAAGAAAAAGAUAAAAAUAAAGAUUCAGAUGCUGGGCGCAGUGUGGCUUGUGAUGGAAAGUUUCUGUAUACCACAAAUACCCAAGGAAAGGGUGUGGCAAAGAUUGGAACAGGUUUACGUGGAACACUCAGAGGCUAUGUGUACAGUAGAAACUUUGAUGUGAAUGUUGGACGAUUGGCAUAUGGUUCAGGUUCCUUGCUGUGUCGACCACAAUCAUUUGACACAGAAGCUGACAUUAAUUCUUUGUGUCAAGUGUUGCAUCCAAACACUUUGCAGGUCAUUAAAACAAUACCCAAACCUGAUGAUUAUUCCAAAGAGAGUCCACAAACUACAGUGGGGUUCUGUAGUGAUGGAACUUAUUUUUAUUGGAUCUGGUUACCAGGAGCAGCAUCAGAUAAGAGUAGUAAAGGAGUACCAGUUUAUCUGGAGAAGUUUACAUUUGAUUCAGAGGAAUUGAUAGCUGUACCACAACAAUCCAGAAUUACACUGCAGAAGAAGGAUGAAUCUACAGCAAAAGCUCUCAGUGAAAGUUUAUUGGCAAAGUUACGACCCUUUAGAGGAAGUUCGUCAUCCAUUACUUUAGCAGCCCUUACUGGCCUUGACCCUCUCACUUCCAGGAAAGAUGAUGGCAUUCUUGCUGGUAGUACAAGCUGUGGAAUAUCUCUGAAAAACUUAGUAAAAACACCAGUGACAUGCGAUGGCAGCCAUGUUUUAUUUCUGACUUCAAUAUCAGGUGGCACUACAACUAGUUCUGCCUCCAGAGGAUUGUUCGGUGGAGGCCCUGGUUUGACAGGUUUAAGGACUUUAGGUUCCUGUAUGUGUUUCCAUGUUAAAGAUGGACAAUAUGCUACAAAAACAGAUCUCAGUGAUGCUCCUACUUGCUCUCUUGGUAGAGGGGCUGCCAUUUCUGCUGUUGGUUUAUGUUUUGAUGUGAUGAACAAUUCUAUAUGGAUGUGCAGUAAUGAUUGGGUUGACCAGUUCUAUAACCCAGCUCAUCAAGCACAACACCACAUACACAGGCGUCUCAGAAUAAUACAGAAACCAAGUAAGGGAGUGAGCUUGGAGCAAAAUAGAGAAGCAGUGAUCAAAGAUUUGUUACAACAUGUUGGCAGUAUGUGUUUACAUCAGAUCAACAAUGACCUCCUCCACACACCUCUGGGCUCAUAUAUCCUUCAGCAACACUCAGCUGACCUUGUCCAUGUGGGAAGAAUUGUAGACAUCUUACAAAGGUCCCUAGAGGUCAAGGACAACCAAAUUAUUCUGUGUUCAUUGAUAGUUUUACAGUUGGUAUUCAGAGUUAGUAUCUUCAAAAGAAAAUCCAAGGAAGAAGAGGACUUACUCCAGAGAUUGAGUGAUUUAGUAUGGAACCUGUUAAAAUCUCGAGAUAAACUAGAAAAACCCACUGACAAGGAAGAUUUUACAUCAGCUGUGAUCACUGAAGCAUGCCAUGUCUUAACCAAUGGGGUCAAUGUAUUAUAUCCCACAGAAAGUGCUAAAAAUAGACUAAUGAUGAAUUUAUUGGAUAGUACUUAUGAGGCUCAUAUAGAACUUAGAGAUAUGAUUCUUGUAGACUUUGCAGAUCGUUUGAGAGGAAUGACAUACAGCAACACAGAAUCAAAAAAUCUCUGUUUUAAUGAUGAAACUGUUAACUUGAUACUAAAGAUAGCAGUAAAGGAGUCAUGUGAAUUACUGAAGGAAUCAGUUACCAUAGGGAAAAACCAGUUUGAAGAACUACAAGCUCGAGUUCCUGUUGCCUCGUCUUGUUUGAGGUAUAUGAUGUCACUUCAGUCGUUUUUGUUGAGGGAAGCCAUAUUGUACAAGUCUAAAACAGAUUCAGAAGAUUCUACAAAACAUGAUAAUACAGUAUUAAAAGAAUUACAAAUAUCCAUAAUGAAUCUGGCUUCCAAAGUAUUUAGAGGUUCUUACCAGGUUUUAGAAGCGUUAUUAGACACAUGUAGUAUAGUAAUAUCAAAACAUAAAGAGGACUUAGAAUAUUGGUUACAAGGAUUAGAAAGAUUGGCUAAAGCCACAGUGUUGGGACAUCUACUUCCUGUCCUACUGACAGCCAUGACACAUCCUAACUUACGAUGUCUACAAUUUGGUGAUAAUCUGAUGUCACAGCUUGUACACCUUGUUGUUUUAACCAGUCAGGCUGCUCUGUUGUUGAAAAGUCAAGUCCAAGCAGUACAACAGGAGAUAUUUGAAAAAGAUGCUGAUAUAGAUGUAGCAGAGCUGAUUGGUCAGGCUGUCAAUUUAGAAAAUUGUGAUCUGAAAGAGAAAGAAGAGGAAGGAUUCCUUGCUGGACUUAAGAUCCCUGCCCCCUGGUCUUCAGGGAAGGCUAUAGAGAGUAUACAUCCUGUCAGGGACAAUUACAAGUUGAAGGAGAGUGUGCAUAUCCCCGGGGCAAGGUGCCUGUACCUUAGAUUUGACCCCAGAUGUGCCUCACAAUAUGAUUAUGAUAAGUUAGUACUGUAUGCUGGCCCAACCACAAACUCCAAGAAGGUAGCUGAGUAUGGUGGUAAUACAUAUGGAUUUGGCAGCCGUAGUGUUCUGGGAUCAGGAUGGCCGAAAGAUCUUGUCAAAGUUGAAGGAGAUACAGUCACAUUUUCUUUUGAGAUGAGAAGUGGUAGAGAGCAUAACACACCUGACAAGGCCAUGUGGGGUUUUAUGUGUACUGUCAGGGCUCAGGAAUCUACAGAAGAGGUAUCCAUUGGUCUUCCUUUCUUAGCAGAUUUAGCUCUAGGAUUAUCAGUACUGGCCUGUACAAUGCUACAACUAUUAUAUGAAGGACCAAAUAAAUCUAAAGAAGAAACCAGUUGUACACAUUUGCUCAGAUCUAAAUUAUUACAAAGAUGUGUAUGGCAGUCAGAUACAGGGAAACCUAUCCCAGGAUUCUCACCUGAUUCUUCACACGACAUCACCAUUCUAGACGACACAUCUCUACCCAGAAUCAAGCUGCCAUCUGAUGUUAUACAGAACUUGCGGAAACUUUGCCAUAGGCCAACACAAACACUCAGGCCAAGUAUAAGAGAAGUUAUUCAACCAGACAUACUUGAAGAAAGAGUUAUCUCUACAGUUAUAAAACAUCUAUCUCUGACUGAAAUUGUUCAUAAACUACCUUCUGCUGAAAACCAAAACCCUGAGGAAUUCUCAUUGCUACAGUCCGUUCUACAAGAAGUUUAUAAAAGAUUGGAUGCUCUGAUUAGACAGUUACAGAGUUUAGCAGGCCAGGAACAACAUUGGCAUACAGAUGUAUUAGACCAUAGACAGGAAAACACAGAGGAUACACCUCCAUUUUUCCAUGAUUAUCAUUUACAGGAGUCACAAUAUAAAGAAUUGAUGAUGUUAUGCUUUGUCAAGAAUAUACAACCAGAUCAUGGAGAUGAUGAAAAGUCAGUCAAAGCUCUGAGAGAAAAGUUUGAUGCUGAUGUUCAAAGUAGUGAAAUUGCAGAAACUUGUCCUAUGACCUUCACCUCUCAUAUUGUCAAAGGUCUGUUGUCAAGACUAGAUUUAUUGUUACAAGUUAACAUUGAGCCUCAAGGAGGAGUGCUGUACAGUAGAAACUGGUCUAUGAUGGAUCCCACACAAACAGGUGUGAUGGUGAGAUCAGACACAGACAUUUUAUUGCCAUCAUACAGCUUAUCAAGAAGUAUGUCUGCUCCCAAUGGAGUUGAUAUUUCUAGAGAAGAUGUCAAACACAAAAGACAGCAGAAAUAUAAGAAAGGACCGGUCCACAUCUUACAGGACUUGGUAGAAGAGGAAGAGAAAGACAGGCCACCAUAUGUUACAGUAAUAGAGCAGCUAUUCUCAUUCAUUGGUAGUGAUCCUCAAAAUACUAUUUCAAGCAAGGACUUUCUAUCUGCUGCACAGACAAGAUGGCGCCGUGGACACACAAGGAAACAAGCUUUAGUUCAUAUGAAAGAACUGCUGACAGCUGCAGCAAGAGUUGGUGGCACAACACAUUUGGUGGCAGCAGUGACAUCUGUUUUACAAAGAGGACCAUGUGUUGAUGAAUUGACUUGUGGUGGUAUGGUUGACCAUGUUAGAGAGGCAUUCUCUGAGACCAUGACAUCACUUGUACAGCUGGCAGCCAGAUAUCCUAUAGCCUGCUGUAACAGUAUAGGUCUUAUGUGUAUUAUUCCAUAUACAAGAGCUGAAGAGAAAUGUUUAGUAAGAUCUGGUCUAGUGCACCUUCUGGACAAACUGUGUAGUUUAGCCAACUACAGAUUAGACAACAAAGAAACACAAUCAACUCAUCAGAAAGUCUCAGCCAUGGCAUGGGCAGGCUUCCAAGUUUUGGCCAACAGAUGUGUCAUGUGGGAAACAGAAGAUGGUUCACAUUUUGAACAGUUAGAACACUCUGGAUUGGCUAGACAGGUGUCAGUAUUAUUAACCAAUCAUCUUGCCCGAGCAACAGAAUGCAGUGGAAAUGAGGCUGCAGGCAGUGAAGCAUUACAGGAUGUGCUAAGUUUACUGAACAAUUUGUCACGUAGUAAGAUGGGAAAAGCUAUACUUAGUCAACCAGCAUGUGUGUCUAAACUUCUGUCAUUGUUAUUGGAUCAGAGGCCAUCACCUAAGUUGGUAUUAAUCAUACUACAGCUAUGCCGUGUAGCUUUGCCACUGAUGAGUACAGAUGACUGUGACUAUCUAGAACUUCCCUCCUGGGGACAACACAUGCAGUCAUCACACUGGAGUAAUGCAGAGUCUAUAUCAGAUCCACCUGCUAAGAUUGUCAGUCUGCUGCUAGCCAAACUUGGAGAUUUCUUAGUGCCAGGUGACUACAGUACAGUGUGUAGUAGACGACCUUCAACUGACCCUAGUAGUAGCCAUGGCAACACCAGUGGAGAAAGAGAUAAGAAUGAAGACUGUGACAUACAGGGUGGUAGACUAACAGUGUUUGUACAUAAGAGAAGUGAUCAGUUAUCACAAGAAAUCACACAGGCUAUCUUGAGUUCUGACACAAGACAGAGUAGACUCGGCAGUCUUUUGACAGAGAAAGCUGUGAGAAUGGACAGAGAACUUAAUAAGUCUGGGAAAGCAGAUGUUGUGACAGAGGAUGCAGUUACUGCUUUGAAGAAAGCAGCAAAGUGGGCACAGUCUGGACUGGUGAUUUCUACUGGUUCUCCAGUCGAUUCAACCCCUCCAGAGGCCACUAAUGGGGACAAGAAAAAACAGAAUGCUGUUACUGUUUGCAGAGAGAAAAAUAAUGAGUUAGCAAGAACUGAUCCAGUGAGACCAUUUAUAAGUGGACAUGUUGCUAAUAGCAUGGCAGGUGAAGUGAUUGCUUUACUACAUUGCUUAUUGACUGCUCCAGAAUCUAACACAGCUCAUUCCUGGGCUAAUGCUGUACAGAGGGUUUUGAAUAAUGCACUGUCCUGUCUGCCAUUACUUCUGACAUCAAUAGACAGCUUGAGUUCACCAAGAUGUAGCAGUCGACAGUUACUAUUUAUGGCCAAGUUAGGAAAUGCUGCUCUAUGCUCACUAGGAGGAUUUAAGGAAAUAAUCAAGCCUGGUUGUGAUGUUAGAGUAACUGGUCCAGGAAUCCACAAUACUGAAGGAACAGUUCUAUGUGUUUCUGAACAGACUGGGCAAGUAACUGUUCAGUUGACAUCUGACCUUGAAUCAUCACCCAGAUACAGUGAUACAAUACAGGUUCCUGUUACCAGGCUGGAACCUGUCAGAAAUAAGAUCUACAAAUCUCACCACUUGCCAAGUACAGAAGCUGUUGUCAUGGCAAUCAAAUCAAUACUCCUUCCUCAGGAUGACAACCUAUCCACAUUACAGAAGACAUUCCCUGUGACAGGAGAUGGUAAUACAAUAAACAAUGUGACCUGUCGUGUCAUAGGAGAGUUACAGACAAGGGCAUGUAUGGUCCUGGCAUCUUACCUGAAUGAUCUCAGCUUUUCCAAGGAGUUUAUACAACACUGUGGCAGUACUAUAGAUGUUUUGAAGUCCCUUGCAAAGGAGUGCAAUACAGGUGACAGACUAGCUGUGAUAGAAGACCAUUGCACCAGACUGAGGCUGCUCUACAGGGACUGUGCUAAACCUCCACCUCCUCCAAGCAAAGUGGAUAAUAGAAUGAAUAAAGAAAUGUUAUGGGACCCAAACAGAAUUUUUCCACCAGUACGGACAUGUGUUUUCUCCCAUAGUAUGACUGGAGUUACCUUUCUUGGAGAUCCUAAUACAGGAAGUGGAUUACCUCGUGGAACUAUUGUUUAUGCCAACCAGUCACUUCCACAACAGGCACCAUCAUUUUAUUGGGAGUUGGAGAUAUUAUCUUUUGGCGACAGCCAGGAUGAGAGUGGGGCUGUUAUAUCUUUUGGAUUUGCUCCCUCUGCUGAGAAAAAAGAAGGAGCAUGGACAAAUCCUAUUGGUACCUGUCUGUUCCUUAAUAAUGGUAAAUCUGUCCAUUACAAUGGAGCCAGCCUGCUGCAGUGGAGGAGUGUCCGCCUGGAUGUUACCCUUAAUGCUGGAGACAUUGCUGGUAUUGGUUGGGAGAGAACUGAUGAAUCUCCUGUCCAAGGUCAGACACCUAAAGGUCGUGUGUACUUUACAUACAGAGGAAGACUUCUGAGUUCCAAUAUGGAGGAUGUGUCUGGAGGCAUGUUCCCUGUUGUACAUGUACAGAAAAAGGGCACCAGAUUAAGAGCAAACUUUGGAACCAGACCAUUUGCCUAUGCCAAAGGUCAACAGCACAGAGAUGCUGCUGAUGAAGCAAAUGAUUUAACCAGGGAAAUUAGAGAGAGUUUUGGACACCUGCCAUUCCAUCAUGCCUCAGAGAGUGAAGAUGAAGAACCAACAGUGGCUAGUCCAGAAGUUGCACAGAAGGAGGACUUAAAAUCCCCACAGGGUCCAUCAUGUAAAGUCCCAGAGAUACCAAAACCACAGAAAGAAUAUGAUACAGAUUCAUGUAAACAGUACAAAUUGUUCAGUAGCUAUGACAACUUUUUGUCUACUGGCCCUGACUAUCUGUCAACGGCUACACAGGAAGAUGAGUCUGAUGAGGAACCAGUUGAAGAUGAUGCACAGACAGAAGACCACUAUGCUCUACUAGUAAAGGCAUGGGAACAGAAGGUGUUCCCUGUUAUCAGGAGAAGAUUUAGAAAUGAGGCUGAGAGAAAGGAUGGACUGGAACAAAUUAAAGGAGCACUACAGCUGGGUAUGACUGAUAUUGCCAGACAAACAGUAGAAUUCCUAUAUGAAGAAAAUGGUGGAAUCCCACGUGACCUUCAUCUUCCCACAACAGAAGAUAUAAAGGAGGACCUAGCAAAGUUCACAAUAGAGAGGGUCAGAAAGGGGACAGUUGUAGUGGUCAGAAAUACAGCUGAGACAAGUACAGCAGGGACCACCAUGCUGCCUAUGUUUGCUGUGAGAAGUAUGCUUAGGACAUUUGGUCUGACAGGGACUGUUCUGGAUGUUGAUAAUUCGAAUGAAUUGGUACAAGUAGAAACCUACCUGCGGAGUGAAGGUGUACUGGUACGAUUCUGGUACCCUAUAGACAUGUUAGAGCGACCAGGCCAAGGUCUGAGGAAAUCUUCAAUCACAGGAGGACAGAUAUUGGAUACUUCAAACAUAUACAUUCAUAGAGAGCUGCUAAGAUGUGAAGGGAUAUUAUCUAGGAUGUAUUGUAGAACUGCUCUAUUAAAACUCAUUGACCAUUGUAACUCACCAGCAAUGGAGAUAUACUCAUGCUCUGCCAGUUUGGGAUCUGGAAUGGCUGCCAGUGCUGCCCUCUUGCAGCAGUUAGACAUAGAAAAUCUCCAGCUCUUGUCAGAGGAGCUCCUGUGUCCUCCUCAACCUCAUGGAACAAUACAGAAUGCCUCUCUGAUCACCUCCUCAUCAUUAGAACAUUGUCUAGCCAUCAGUUCUUGCUCUCUGACAAAGUUAUUGUACCGCGAUGAAGAUAAGUUAAAAAGAGAGCUAUCAGUGGCCAUUGCAAGAGCAGCCAAUCAGGGAGAAGAUUACUUGACUGAGCUUACCAAUCAGAUUUGUAUUUGUUUGCAGAUUGCACCAGAGAUGUUCCCAUAUGAAGAGUUUCCAGUAACAGAGGUUAAGGUCAACACAGAUGUCCAUUUCCCAGGGGCAUCAUGUUUGGUUGUGUCUUGUAAAACUGAUCCUAAAGUAGCAAAGAAAGACACAUCGCUCUACAAAUCUCCAUGGGCAAAAGUUCUAUCGUACAAUGGUAACCAUGUAAGGAAGACAGGACAACCAACCAAACUGGAUUGUGUUAGUUAUCCAAGGGAUACCAGCUCAACCAGUAACCAGAAUGAACAGUAUACUCCUGCUAUAGUACCCUGUGAUAGGGUCCAUGUCAAACUGGGUGUGUCUCCACCCCCAGGUGUCAUGUUGACAAUACAUGCUCUAUAUCCACAGUUCUUACUGGCCGUGGCUUACAUAGAGACUUUAAUAGAAGAAAAAUAUGGUUGUGGAACACAAAGUUGUGGCAUGCGAGGACAUGCAGGUACAACGUCUAGCUUGCUGAGUAAGGAUAACCACCAGAGUUUAUGGAAUGUGGAUAACAUCAAGAUUACACCAGGGGUAUUUAAGCACAUGAUUGAGUUGUUGUGUAGAUAUUUAUGGAAGUGUAGUAUUCCGUCUCUCAUUAAGGAAUAUAUGUUCCACCUUCUGGCACAAUCCUUGAGAAUUCUGAAUUACAGCGAGGGUUGUAAUGGGUCAGUUCUCCAGGCUCUGCAACCUCAUCUGAAUUUGAACACUGGUUUACUGGUACAACUACAGAUGGAGUUGAGAAAAUUAUAUGAGGAGGAAACCAAGGGAUGGGAGUCUAUGUCAACAGCUAGUGGUGUUGGGAUGGGUAUUGGGGUGUGUGAUAAAGGACGAUUCUCUACAUACUUUCAUUCAUUGUUAGAAGUGGUUUUGGCUACUGCUGAAACAAGAUAUGAUGAAAGAUCAAAGACUUUCAUUGGGCUGUUGAUGUCUGCAGGUGCAUUCGGUUCCUCAGCCUCAGGAUCUUCUCAUUCUUUAGGAAGUCCAACUUCAUCGGCCAAGAAGAAAAAGGUCAAGGCAAAAAGAGAUAAAGAAAGAGGUGGCGCUGUACCAAAACGUACUCCUGUAUCCAGUCCUCGUGUGAGUGAGAGUGAUGCCUCUCACGCUGUGUCAGCCAGCACAUCAGCUACAUCUACGUCAUCAUUUUCAUCGCUACCUACAUCAGAAAACUCAUCAUCUUCCUCACUCCCAACACCUGAAUCUAGCAAGACAUCUCUUACUGGAACUAAAUCAGAAGAUUUAUUAUGGUUUCAGAGAACUUUGACUGUGUCUCAGAUUAUUCGUCAUUUGGCAUUCCGAGAGAAACAGAGUGAAAGUUUCUUACACACAGCCAUUCUGGAUGCUGCACACAUUCUUCAAGUACCAUCCGCAUACAAUAGAGUAUUAGUUAUCACAGGAAUACCUGAUAAGAUAUCCAAAGACAAUGUGCAUUCAGCUGUUCAAAAAGCAUGUCAGUCAAAUGGGGGAAUCGAUAGGAAUGAUAUUUUCGUUCCUGUUCAAACUGUAAGUCCAAAGGUCAGAGCUGUUGAAAAGUCAGUGAGUCAAGGUCAAGUUGAAACUGAAAGUGAAAGUGUAUCAGAACAGUCAACCGAGGCAGCAGGUGUUGCCAAGGCAACAGAAGAAGCACCUGCUCCAAAAAGGACAGAGGCUGUCAUUAAAGGUACAGCAGUAAUAAAUAUCAGUUCCAAGUCCAAAGUGGAAAAUAUUAAAAAGUCAUUAGUAAAAAGUUUAUCAUUUGAUCACGUUGAUGAGCUUGUAGAAGUUCCUGAUGAAAUGAUGACAAUAUCAACUGUCAAUGCCAUGUUGGUUACCGCUGAGCCCCAAGCUAAUGACACUUUAGAGGAAUAUUUACAGUAUAAAUUUUUUAACGGUUCUAAUCUCGAGGAAGUAACAGAGCCUGGUCUUUUGGCUCUCAUAGAAAUAUUCCAUAGUUGUUUUAUCAUGGAUCAGAGACACGGUAGUGAAGACUUCAGACAAGACUCGGGAUUUAUAUGUCUUAGUAAAGAUCAGAUCCUGCAACAUGUACAAGAAAAUAUGCUCUUCUGUUUCUUCAACAACAUUAAACCUCCAAAGAAGUCGUUACAGGAACAAGUUACACAGGUGUUACGGAAGUAUGGCAUGCUGAAAUCACCUGAUAAAGAAGGAUCACCAGGAGAUAGAAAUGGCAAAGGGAAAGGACCCAAGAGAUCGCCAAAAUCAUCCAAAGAAAAAGUUGUCAUGGGUGUGUCAGAAAAACCACCACACCGUGACAAAAAGCCAAAGGGUAAAGACAUGCCAGAGAAAACACACAAGGAAGGAGCAGAACAAGGUGCCAAGGCUGGAAAGAGUUGGCCUGUUGAAGAAUCAAGACAUUUAACCCUGGAAGGAUUCUUACAGUAUGUCAUAGACAUGGCAAAGCAAGAUAUACGAUCAGUAUGGAGAGCUGUCCUAGCCUGUGGAUUUGAUCUUUUCUUCGAAAGGUGUGCCUGCCUUGACAAUAACCAAGCUUUACAGAUGACCACACAGUGGACAUUAGAAAUGGACUCUGCCUUGGUCCAGUAUGUAAACAUGUCAGCUAAGAAAUUAGGAGUGGCACCCUCACGAUUACAUCCACAUGAGAUGAAUAUACCAGAGGAGAUAUUAACCAAUGAAACAUAUGCUUGUUUACAAGGUGUUCCUGUUGAGAGUGUCAGAUUAAGAUUUGCAUUCCUACAGUCGCUAAAUAAUACUCUUGAAACCAUUUUCUUGCCAAUGGUGGAUCUACGUCCUGCCAAAACUUACAACCGCAGUACAGCCUCUGCCCUGUCAAAAAUCAGAGGACUUAUAUUUUAUGACUCAAAAGUGAACUUUGUAAAUCGUAUUAUGAAUGCAACAGCUAAGAGAAAACCAGAUCAAGCUGCACCAGAAGUUACACUGGAUCCCUUGGAAAAUUUAUCAGGUGAUGAGAAAGCUUCCCUAGUAACAUGGUAUUGUCAGACUUUCAGACAAUUAUCUAAUAUUCCAUCCAAACAGCUGUGUGUACGUCUAGCUAGUGGAGGAGAUCCUACCUAUUCCUUCAAUGUGCGAUUGACUGGAGAAGAAGUCCAUGGAACAAGUGGUUCUUUCCGACAGUUCCUGAGCCAAAUAGCAAAAGAGCUCCACUCUUUGAAGUUGAUAGUCCCAUGUAACAAUAGUAAUUACAAAAGUAGAUGUCUACUACAUCCAGGGAAGAUGACAUUCCCAGAGGAAAGAUUAACACAGUUCUUUGGACAGAUUUUAGGCAUAACUAUAAGAGCAGACAUACCUCUGGGGUUAGAUCUACUAAAGUCUUUGUGGGAAGCCAUUGUAUCUGAUGAUGAAGACCCAAAUACCAAUCUGCAAGAAGCAGACCCACUAACAUACAACUUUAUGAAAAAGAUUGAAAUGGUUGAGACAGAAAGUGAACUUCAAGCAUUAUGUUCAGAUGUUUACCCACAGUUUGUUUAUUCUACUCUGUCUGGAGAAGAAGUUGAACUGAUACCUAAUGGACACAAAGUUUCUGUUUGUUGGGAGAAUAGACAAGAAUAUGUUGAAGCUAUUCAGAGAUUGAGAAUGACAGAGUUAUUACCAGAACAUAGAAUACAGUCAUUACAUUGUGGUCUGGCAUCAAUUAUACCUCUACAGUUAUUGAAUAUACUCUCACCUUUAGACCUAGAAAUCAGGACCUGUGGAUUACCGGAGGUCGACCUAGCUUUUCUUAAGGCACACACUAUGUAUCAAGUUGGACUGAUGGAGAGUGACAAACAUAUAGAAUAUUUCUGGAAUACAUUGGAGACACUUAGUCAGGAGGAUCUCUGUAAAUUUAUCAAGUUUUCUUGCAACCAGGAAAGAAUUCCACAGACCUGUCCGUGUAAAGAGGGUGGGGCAGAAACCACACAUGUCCCUCCUUAUCCAAUGAAAAUUGCUCCUCCAGAUGGCCCAGGUCCACCAGAUUCACGGUUCAUCAGAGUAGAAACUUGUAUGUUUAUGGUUAAACUUCCACAGUAUUCUACACAAGAAUUGAUGACUCAGAGAUUAUUAUAUGCUAUAAAUUGCCGAGAGGAUCCACUAAGUGGAUGAACUAUGUACAUUAGUAAUAUUGUGGAAAAUAUCUGCUAAGUUGAUAAAGCAUUUUGACUUUUGUUAAAAUCAAUAUUUUUUUAGAGGCUUUAGAUCGUUGAUACACAAUGUCCAUUGGAAUGACGGAGAAGAUGAAGAUGUUUACCUUCCUUAAAUGACAUAUAUUUAUAAAAUUUUAGGAGGUAGAAAAUGAGCGAAGGGAUAUAAGUCUAUAAAAAUCACAAGUACAUUUAUUUCUUAACAUUUCAUAGAUAUCUUGUAAGACCAAGGCUUCCAAAGCGGUCAUAUAUUCCGGACAUUUGUAUAAUGUCCGGUAAAAGUCCGGCUGGGCAAAGCAUGAAACGGACAUCUAUUUUUUAGUUUUCAAUGCUUAAGAGACGGUCAUUUUAACAUAAUUCGCGAUCUUUUUGACCCAACCUUUUGCCUUUAACAGCAACACAUUUCCGGUCAUAAAAGUCACAUGAUCAUUAAGUACUAUCAAAACAACCCCUACUUUAAUACAUUCUCAUUUUAAUCAAGGCUAAUUAGUUGUCGAACAGCUGAAAUUUACCUGUGUAGGUGACAGGUAAACUAUUAUGAACCGGACAUUGAUCGGUCUAUUCAAACUUAUUUUCUUACAUUUCAGCGGUUUGCAUCUAAUUAAUUUAGUUAAAAAGAUUAAAAUUAUCAGAAAUAUGUUUACAAAUAUGAUUUGAUGAAAAAUUUAAAAAGGUGAAAAUGAAAAAUUGUAAUAACCACGUUGUUUGAACCAGAGACAUAUCUCUGUUUGAACUAGUACACGUGUGUGCAUGUGCUCAGGUGUGAAAUUUAUUUAUGCAUCCUAAUUUCUUCAAAAAAUGCUUAAAUUGUCAUUGAUACCUUUAUCUCACGUUUAUUUCGAAUAUUUUCUUGAAGAACUAACGUAGAAAGAGCUACUUACACUCAUUCAUGCUUUGCAAACGUACACGGAAUUUACGUAUCCGUCUCUGGUCCAUGUUUUACCAUUGUCAAGAUAACAUCCGGUUUAGAUUUAAAAAACGAAAGUUAAGUUUUUGACAACGUUAGUUUGCACAAAUAAAGAGUCUAAGCAGAUAAUAUAAGUACGCUGAUGUUGCACACUUCGAAUGAUGCACUGCCAAUUUAACAGUUUAUGUCAGAACUUCGAAUUUGCAUCAGAGAAAGUUUAAUAUCGUUUUUUUUUUUAAUGUCAAUCAUUGGGAUGGCCAACUCGGCAACUGAUUUCCAUAAUUGCCUUUUAUUUAUUUAGUCUUAAGGGAUUAAAAUCGGGAUAAUAUAUAAAAUGUCCGGCUGGCUAAAAAUAAUUUUGGAAGCCCUGUGUAAGACUCAAAGUAUCACAGAUUUAAAAUUGUAAUUCUGUUUCACUCAAAUGCUUAAAAUGAAUUAAAGACUUUAAAUACUAUAACAAGCACAUUACUGAUUUUUAAAGUUAGCUCCCCCUUAAACCAGUUCUAAAACUCUUGAACGAUAUUAAGUGGUCUUUUUUCUGAAUGCUUAAAUUUCCUAACUUCUAGGGCCAAUUCUAUUUCCUAGGAUUAAUUUUCAUAUUUGUUUGUGUCCCAAAUUCUGAUUUUCACAUCAAAUUUACAUGUUUCUAUCUUAUUCCCAGAAUUAUGGAAAAUAGAACCCUCACAAAAAUUUGCUUCUUUACAUUACUUGAAGCAGAAAAAUACAAUAAAUUUGGGAAGUCUGUUUGAAUUAAUAUUUCCUUAAGACAUCUACUAUCUGCUACUGUAAUUUACCUCAAGAGUGCAGGAAUUUGAUUCCUAAUGACGUGUUCAGAAGAUGUAAUUAUAUUGUGUGUGUUUGUGUAGGUGUGUGACUUCUCUUUUUCUUUUUUUCUUUCCAUGAUGUAAAAAAUAUAUCCUUGACACAGUUGUCAUAGUAAUCUAUUUUUUUAUAUACUGUACACAUGAAGCAUUGGUGUAUAAUUUUAUGGAGGUCGUAGCGUUGUCUGAUAAUGUACAGUAUUUCUUUAGAAAAAGUAUUUUAAGUAAGAAGAUCUCCAGUUAAAAAUUUGCACAAAUUGUAUCUCAUGUGUGUAAAUUACUUCAUAGUGCUAAAAGCUUUUCUGUAUGUUUUUUUUUUUAUCCUAAUGACUAUUUACUGAUUAUUUUCUAGUGAUGUAAAUUUAAAUAUGAAAUAUAAUGAAUUUGCAUUGCAAGCAUUUAUCAAGGGAACAUUUAAUAAAUAAGAUGAUUUAUAUUAUAAUGUACAUGUAUUUAUUUACUCUGCAAGAGUUGGUAUUAACAUUUCUGAAUUAAUGAUUAUAAUGAUCAUAAACCAUUUUCUAGCAAGAUAUUACCCCAGGUAAGUGCUGACAUUAGCUGCAUUCCAUAAUGUUUUUGUCUAAGUAUCUUAAAUUUAAACAAUAAUUUUAUCAUCUCCCAAUAUUGAUAGAAGAAGCAGCUUUGAAAAAAUGAGCAGUCUGUUUUUGGAAUUAGUUUCAAACAUGAACAUCCCUUUGUUGAAGACUUUAAGAAAAACUACCAACGUUUCAGCUUUUAGCAAAUGUAAAACCAUAUUUGUGUGUGUUUAUAUGUGAUAUGUAUAGGCUUAUUUAUUAUAUAUAUUUUGUUUUUGUGAGCAUUGUUAAUAUAGCGAUGGUUGUAUUUUUUUAAAGCUUUAUUACGUUAGCAACAAUUAGUAUUUUUGCUACAACAACAGUAACCAUAGCAACUAUUAUUUAUAACAUGUACUAUAUUAAUGUUUUAACCUAGUUGGUUUUAUUUGCUAUGGAAACAAAAGAUUACAUUUAAAAAAAAAAUGUUUUCUUUUGGUAGUAAUGUUUAAUCAAAUUUGUUUUAUAUGUUCUUGAAACAGAAGAUUACAUUCUUACUGAAUGUUUUCUUUUGUGUUAAUAGUAUUUUAUGUAAUUUGUAGGGUUGUGUAUACCGCUUUUAAUUAAGUAUAGAACUAAGUGACUGUAGGGAUACUUUGGAUUAUGUCGGUCUGUCCAUGUCUGUUUUCCAUUUCUUUAACAGAAGUGUAAAGUUUUAGUGCUUUCUUAAAAAUAAGGCAUUAGAUUAAGAAAAUGGGAUUCCCUCUAAGUGUAGGAUACAUUUAUAAAUUGAUUUAGAACAUAAGCCAUUUUAUAACAACAUACAUGUAGGGGUUUGAACCAAAAGGUCCCCUGGUAUUUAUCAGCAUGAGUAUCAGAUAUCUGGUACAAACCACUUUAAAGAUUCUGUUAUGUUACUGUGUGUCUAACUAAUAAGUAAACAAAAGUUAAAUCAUUUGGGGGAUAGUUGUCUCAUUGGCAAUCAUACCACAUAUGCUUAUUUUUAUAUUGAAGCAUAUUUUUAUUGUACUGUCUUUUCUGCAAUUUAUUAAUUUCUGUACUAGCUAUAUACUGGUACUAUAGACUGCUUAUAUAAUAUGAUUUCACACGAUAGUGCUUUUUUAUUUUUCUGGAUUUAAAUGCUUUUGUACUGACCCCCACCCCCAUGUUGCCAAAGGAGUAAUAUUGAACACUUACCUAUUCACUCCAUAUAGCUUGACCUUUUCACUGAUAUAAACUGACCUUUUGACACAUCUCUUUAAAUCAUAUAGAUAUUAAAAAAUUGUUGCCAUUGGAAUUUUGUUACUGUAUAGACAUGAUUUGACAAUUCUGGGAUGAGGUGAGCAAUAGGAUAUUGGCAUGACUUCAUUGGAAGGUGUUAUCUUAAAAUCUAAAUGGUUAUGAACAGCAUUUAUAGAUUAUAAAAUCCAUACAACUGACUGUUGUUAAAAAAUUUUAAUUUUGAUAUUUUUUUCGCAAGUCAGCAGUUUUAUUUAAAGCAUUUAUUUUAUAUACAAUUAUUUUUUCUCUGUUUUUCAUGAAAAAAUUAUAAUCAAAAAGUUUCCCAUUGCUUCCUUUGCUGAAAUAAUAAAUAUAAAUGCUGCUUUAGUUUAAAUGUUGAAUCAAGAAUGUUAUCAAAUUCAUAUUUUCCUGAACUUUUCAGUCAGCAAUUUUGUUUGUUGCGAUAGAAAUCUCCAGCAUUAAUGAAGAUGAAUUUGAUGAUAAUACCAGGGUCAUAUAUUAUUGUUUCCCUGCUUUGUUAUAUUGUUACCAGAUGUAUAUAGUUGCUGAUAUAUUGUAUGCUUUCAUUGGUUUUAAUAAAUUAUGUUACAGAAAA
This is a messenger RNA of Mytilus californianus (California mussel), 17135 nucleotides long. Its product is annotated as probable E3 ubiquitin-protein ligase HECTD4. The transcript is spliced from 63 exons. Gene Ontology annotation, molecular function: ubiquitin-protein transferase activity. Bases 88 to 13020 code for a protein of 4310 amino acids. NCBI's taxonomy places the organism in Eukaryota, Metazoa, Mollusca, Bivalvia, Mytilida, Mytilidae. The record is from RefSeq and is a predicted model, not a curated record.